CUACUGCACGACAUCAUGGCCUGUUCACAACUGAUUGCGUUUGUGCCAAUGAAGAUGAUGAUUAUUUUGAUUUUUUCAAGUGUUAAAACUGGAUUUGGCGUGCAGCAGGCUGCUGUCUGUAGGCCGUUCUGCACUGGGACUGACUGCAUCACUGUAAACCAACACAGAGUGGAUUUUCAGUCAGCUGAGGAAGCCUGCCAUGACAGCAAAGGAGAGCUGCUGACAUUGCAGUCUGAGGAAGAUGAGAACACUGUUAAGAUUUUAAGUCAAAAAUUAUUUGGAGACUUCUGGAUUGGACUGCGUUUACCAGCUGCCACCUGCAGCAACCUUUCAGCUCCUCUCAGAGGCUAUAAGUGGACUUCUACUGGUGUGUACAGCUUUAAUCCAGCCUCCAGCACCUGGAAGGAAAGCGUUAAGCUCUGCUCUCCAAGCUGUGUGUCAUUUUCAAAGAAUCAGAAGUGGACAGAGCGGCUGUGCUCGGACAAAACAGAUGGCUAUCUGUGCAAAACUAAGCACAAAGAUGCAUGUCGGGCACAAGCAUUGUCAGAGCCAAAUGUCAUCCAAAGCUCCAAAGGCUGCUCAGGUGAACCCUGUGAGCAUACAUGCACCGCAGUGAAGGGAGGUUACAUAUGCUCUUGUUUCAAAGGAUAUAUCCCAGACAGCAAGAGCCCUGAGCGCUGCAAAAUACACUGUGCACAAGAGAAAUGCCCGGCAGUUUGUGUGAGGCACACUGACUGCUCCUGUCCCGAUGGAUAUCUAUUAAAUUACACAUCUUGUAUUGACAUUGAUGAAUGUUCCAGCGAACAAUGCGACCACGGGUGUAGAAACACGUUUGGGAGUUUUGUUUGCUCCUGCCGAGAAGGAUUUGUACUUAAAAAUCAAGUCAAAUGUGUCAAAGCGAAGAGCAGCAAAAGUUUGGUUGUCACGACUCCUGUCGUCGUGAGUGUUAACCAAGCAGCUGCCAAUAAUCACACACUGAGCGGGUCCACCGCGCCUCUCUGGAUAUGGAUUUUGGUUGUUGUGGCUGUGGUCGUGUUUAUAGUUGUGAUGAGGUUUUAUGUUGUUCAGCGUCAGAAGCACAGGGAACUAAACUCCGGUCAGCGCUCUGCUGCUCCCAUGGACAAUAUUGAGUGUUAAAAACAAUUCUGAUCACUUUUAAUGGUUCCUUGAGCUUUCAGAGUUUGGGAGACUUCAUCACGUUUAUCGUUUAUCAGAUGGCUGCAGAAAAGUAACUUCUCAGAAUAAACCAUUUUGAGUAUUAGUUUUUACUCUUUGAAACCUGAGGAAAAAUGUCUUGAUUUCUUUUGCAAAUAUGGGAAGAAGGCAACA
Molecule: messenger RNA, 1329 nt
Organism: Plectropomus leopardus (leopard coralgrouper)
Lineage: Eukaryota; Metazoa; Chordata; Actinopteri; Perciformes; Serranidae
Source: RefSeq, a predicted model, not a curated record